AGGAGGGCGCUGGGUGCGGAGGCCCCACCUUUCAUUCCGGAGCUGUACCGGCCUGGGAGGGAUGAGUCAAGACUGGCUGGCUUGGCUGUGCACCUCCCCAUAGGUGAGGGACUCGGACCUCUCGGGCAGAAAACUGCGGCGCCUGCUCGUCCUAGCCUUGGCCUGGCUGGGUGCUGGAGUGCUGGGUCUGCCGGGUCUGGCCUCUGGGGCCACGGCUGGCUUUCCCUGAUGUAUGGCAAGAGCCCCGCGCGUGUGCUUCCACUUCUCCUGAGUUUACAGCUCACAGCCCUUUGUCCUACAGCUGCUGUGGAAAUUUACACCUCCGGGGCCCUGGAGGCCGUCAACGGGACAGAUGUUCGGUUAAAAUGCACCUUCUCUAGCUUUGCUCCUGUGGGAGAUGCGCUAACUGUGACGUGGAAUUUCCGACCUCGAGAUGGGGGUCGCGAGCAGUUUGUAUUCUACUACCACAUGGAUCCCUUCAAGCCCAUGAGUGGACGGUUCAAAGACCGGGUGGUCUGGGAUGGAAACCCUGAGCGGUACGAUGUCUCCAUCUUGCUCUGGAAACUGCAGUUUGAUGACAAUGGGACAUACACCUGCCAGGUGAAGAAUCCACCUGACGUUGAUGGUGUGAUCGGGACCAUCCGGCUCAGCGUUGUGCACACUGUGCCCUUCUCCGAGAUCUACUUCCUGGCGGUGGCCAUCGGCUCUGCUUGCGCGCUGAUGAUCAUAAUCGUAAUCGUGGUGGUCCUCUUCCAGCACUUCCGGAAAAAGCGAUGGGCAGACCGGGCUGAUAAAGCUGAGGGGACAAAAUCAAAAGAAGAGGAGAAACUCAACCAAGGGACCAAGGUCUCUGUUUAUGUGGAAGGCACAGACUAACGCUGUGAGAGGAUGAGGAUUUUUGAGGACAGCAUCAACACCCCUUGAAAUCAAUGGGAAUGUUUCCAGUGAAGACGUGUCGUCCUACAGGUUCUGCAGCACAGACCUGCCUAGAUGAACAACGCCCCUGACUGGCAGCUUUGGGUUCUGCCUGAGCCACGGGCUGAGGCUCACCUUCAUUACUACGGUUCUCAUUCCAGAGCACAACUGUGCCUUAGCUUUUGCAAAUGGAGAGGUUACAUGUUUGUCCUUCCACAUUCCUAUGGUGUGUGACUCCAGUACUCCUGUGUAUACUGGCAUCAGAGGGGUAAGAAGCCAACUAGCUUGUCUGCCCGGGUACGCCUCCUUCUCACAAUUUAGUUUCUUUAGAACAGUGCACGGGUGUGCUAAGGGGUCUGGAGAGAUGGCUCAACUGACCUCUUGCAGAAGAUCCCAGUACAGUUCCCAGCACCUAUUCUAGGCUAGGGGAUGUGGCACUCUCUUCUGGCAUCUGCAGGCACUGAAUGCAUGUGGCACCUGCAGGUGGCCGCCCCGCCCCCGUAAGAUGAAAAUAAAUGAAGCAAAACAUUCCAGCCAUUUCGGAUUAAUACCAAAACCCAAAUUCACAUGGGAAGUCUGAUUUUUCAUGGUUGUCUUUAAAUGGAAACAUCCUGUUUUACUGAUUUUUUUUUUCAGUAUCCUAGGUUUAUUGUCAAUUAUCCCAAGGCUUAUAGGUGACAGUGCAAGUCUAAGGACAGUAACUACAAAAGGUCACAAGAACACCAGGACGCCAGCAAGCUCUACCAGGAUGAAUCGCUCAGCAUCACUUUUAUAUUUAUUUAUUUAUUUUUAGACAGGUUCUCACUAUGUAGUGCUGGCUGGUCUAGAGCUAACUAUGCAGAGUUGGCCUCAAACCUAGAGACACCCCGUGCCUCAGCUCUCAAGGGCUUCAGUUAAGGGUGCACCACCACAUCUCGCCCAGCUGUAGGUCUGUAAUGAGCACAGCCAACUUGCUAUGCGCUCUCUUUCACCCUCACCUCAGAAGCCUCUGUUCAUUUGCAGGCUGGAGUUAUUAAGCAAUUUACUAGAGGACUUUGUGAUACACUGUAACUUAAGAAAAAAAAAAAAACAAAAAAAAAAAACAACCAACUUGUGAAGAAGGCCAACCCAAAGCAAAUGACCAUUUUUUAUAGUCUUAUGUGUGAGAACUGGAAGAGAUCAUUUAAAGUUCUUUUGGUUUUAAUUCACCUUAUUUUAAGGAGAAUUUGCCAUGGACCAAAAAAAAUACCAAAAACUACCUAAGUGGAAUGAACCACUUUUAUUUUUCCCUUUAUUUGAGUAUAAAGCAAACUUUUCACGUGGCCUACGGAAAGAGGAGGGAUGGCUUUCUUCUUUGUGUCUAGUCACACAGUCUGUGCAAACUAGCACUGUUUGGAGAACAGAGAACAUCUAAAAGUUCAGGUCCGGGGUGAAUCUUUGUCAUGUGAUGGUUUAGUCUUCACUGGCUGGGCUGCACAGAUUAUUUUUAAUAAACUGGAAUUUCCAAAAGAUUCUAUUUCUACAUAUGGGAUCAUGAUAUUUUACCCAGUCUUUAAAAACAAAUUGGCAUAAUUUACAUAUAAAUUUUGGUCUUGAAAUUCAUUCUAUACAUCUUGUUCUGCUUUUUAGAAUUCCUAAAAAAGGUUUUGUUCUUAUUUUUCUCCCUCCCCCUCUUUCUCUUCAAGAUUAAGGAAGGGUCUCACUAUAUAGCUCUGGCUGUCCUGGAACUCAUUUUGUAGACCAGGCUGGCCUUGAACUCAGAGAUCCCACUGCCUCUGUGUCCCCAGUGCUAGGAAUUAGGGCCUGCUCCAUCAUUCCCUUGUCUAAAGUUUCGAUACCUAGUUUUGAUGCUACAAAUUAUCUCUCUAUUUUCUUGUGAAUAUAACAACUGGAUAUUGCUUUAAACAGAUGGCCUGUGUAUAUUUCAUACUUGUAAUGAAGCAGUUAAAAUCUCACAGGGAUUGUCUCCAGGGAACUUGCAGCUUGUGUCUUGUUUGAAUACUCAUGAUGUAUCACAUUUUUGUUCAGUGUCUCCUUCCUAAGAGUACUUUUGUACUGUAACUUAUUUUUUAUUAUGCCUGAAUCACUGUGUAAAUAAACCCUUAGUA
This is a messenger RNA of Apodemus sylvaticus (European woodmouse), 3002 nucleotides long. It is a transcript of the gene Mpzl2, whose product is annotated as myelin protein zero like 2. The record is from RefSeq and is a predicted model, not a curated record. Gene Ontology annotation, cellular component: membrane. NCBI's taxonomy places the organism in Eukaryota, Metazoa, Chordata, Mammalia, Rodentia, Muridae. The transcript is spliced from 6 exons. The coding region runs from base 229 to 876 and encodes 215 amino acids. Gene Ontology annotation, biological process: cell-cell adhesion.